This is a messenger RNA of Panicum virgatum (switchgrass), 764 nucleotides long. RefSeq names its product ER membrane protein complex subunit 6-like. Lineage: Eukaryota; Viridiplantae; Streptophyta; Magnoliopsida; Poales; Poaceae. The coding region runs from base 5 to 466 and encodes 153 amino acids. Gene Ontology annotation, cellular component: membrane; endoplasmic reticulum; EMC complex. The record is from RefSeq and is a predicted model, not a curated record. Gene Ontology annotation, biological process: autophagosome assembly; protein folding in endoplasmic reticulum. The transcript is spliced from 4 exons.
GUCUAUGUGCAAAAUAUCAUCAACACAUCCCCGUGGAGAGUCGGGCCGCCCAAGCCGAAAUCUCGCCGCCCCAGACUCCGCCUCCGCCUCCGCCUCCGAAUCUCGCAAGUACCGAAAAACGGUCAAGGCGAUGGCGGCGGCCGGCGGCGUUUCCUCCGACGAUGUUCCGAUCCUCCAGACGGAGAACCUCACCAGCAACGUCAAGUCCAUCUACUACAGUCGAACAUUCUUGUCGAUCAUUGGUGGAGUUGUUGCUGGAAUCUGGGGAUUCACAGGCCUGAUGGGAUUUGUCUUCUACUUUCUGAUAAUGAUGGUCUCAUCAAUUGGGCUUUUAGCAAAGUCAAAGUUUUCAGUGCAGACAUACUUCGAUAGUUGGAGCAGGAUUUCAAUCGAAGGAGUUUUUGGCGGCCUCAUGUCCUUCGUGCUGUUUUGGUCAUUUGCUUAUGACAUUGUUCACAUAUUCUGAUGGACAAAGAAAGAGCUACUCUCCAAAGAAUGAAAGCAGACUUGGGAUUUCUCCUGACAUCGCACAUGGCUUUGAGCUCAUCUUAUAUUCAGUUUUGUAUUGGUAAAUGGUAAUUGAUAUGAACUUUAGUGAGACCUGUGUACCAGAUCUGUCGGUGUAGACAUGUACUCUAGCAAACCUCAUGAACUGUAGCAAUUCAUUUUUUUUGAUGUUUUGUAUCUAUUGUGUUUUGUCAUUUCCAGCAGCCACACUGGUACUGAAACUGAGGUUGAUAUAGAUACAUUUUGUUGUUGUACUC